GCCAGACUGUGCAUCCCACAUGAGCUACGAUAAUCCUCCGCCCUACCCCGGCCCGGGCCCCACCGCCCCGUACCCCCCCUAUGCCCAGCAGCCAGGGGCCCCCCCUGGCCCCUACCCUGGCUACCCCCCCGGGCCCUACCAGCCAGGCCAGCCGGGCUACCAAGGAUAUCCCCAGUAUGGAUGGCAGAACGCUCCUCCACCGCCGCCAGGACCAGUGUACGCAGAUGGGCCGAAAAACACAGUGUACGUCGUGGAGGAGCGGCGGAGGGACGACACGGGCGAGAGCGCCUGCCUGACGGCGUGCUGGACCGCGCUCUGCUGCUGCUGCCUGUGGGACAUGCUGACCUGAGCCCUGCCGCCCCGCCGCUCACCGAGUGCUAUGCAGGCUCCCCACUCCUGUCCCGACUUCUUUCUGUUACUGUAAUCAACGCUCUGCUUUGCACAGCCAAGAGUUCCCGUCUGUCCGUCCUAGCGCCUUGUCGGGGUGGGGGGUGCACUCCUUUAUUUUAGUAAAGGAAAAAAAAAAAAAACCCUUUUUAACAUUUCUAAGACUUUUGUUGUGACUUUGAAGAAUGUGCUAAUGGUGUAUUUCAGCCAAGGGCAUUCUGAUGAAAUGUAUAUUUACCAGUUGAGAUUUUCCUAGCCCUAGAGACGAAGACGUACGCAAUAAUUAAAGCCAACAGUUGAUUUUUCUUCACUA
Molecule: messenger RNA, 700 nt
Organism: Melospiza melodia melodia
Lineage: Eukaryota; Metazoa; Chordata; Aves; Passeriformes; Passerellidae
Gene: CYSTM1
Product: cysteine rich transmembrane module containing 1
Exons: 2
Coding region: 20-349 (109 amino acids)
Cellular component (GO): extracellular exosome
Source: RefSeq, a predicted model, not a curated record